Molecule: messenger RNA, 810 nt
Organism: Misgurnus anguillicaudatus (oriental weatherfish)
Lineage: Eukaryota; Metazoa; Chordata; Actinopteri; Cypriniformes; Cobitidae
Source: RefSeq, a predicted model, not a curated record
UUUCAGUUUCAUUUCCAGACAAGGGCCACCCAGAGAGCUUAUAAGUCCAACUCUCAAACAACAAAUCAGUUGAAGAGCAUUCCAGUGCAUUCAGCUAAAGAUGGAUACAUGUACAAUACUUGCAAUUGUGGGUACAGGUGCAGGAGCAGUUACAGCAGUUGCUGCAGCUCCUCUUGUUUUAGGGGCUGCUGGUUUCACUGCAGGAGGAGUUGCUGCGGGUUCUUAUGCCGCCUCUUUGAUGUCAGCUGUAGCUGCUGCUAAUGGUGGAGGGGUUGCAGCUGGAUCUGCAGUAGCUGUUCUGCAGGCCGCAGGUGCUGCUGGAAUACCUGCCGCAGCAAAUGCUAUUAUAGGGACUCUAGGGGGCGCUGCAGGUGCAGCUUUGAGUUCAUACUAUUGCAGUUAAUGAGUCAUAGGUGCUGCUGAAAUCUCUGUCAUAUGAAGUCAUCAUAUGCUAUGGAGGUUGCUGUGGGGACAAUUGCAGAUAUUGUCGGCAAUUGGACUUUCCUAUCUUUCCUGCAAUGCCUGUUUAUGUAAUAAUACACAUAAAGCUUUUCGUGAUCUCACUAUUACUGUAUUUCUACAUUUCUGGACAAUAAUAUUAGAAUAGGUAUAUGACCAUUAUAAUGAUUAAUAAUACAUUGUAUUAUAAAUUAUUAAUGGCAUUCAUGUUCUGUAUUUUCUAUUUCGAUCAUUUGUUCUAACCCAUUACUAAGCAAUCAGCCUCCAAAUAUAUUAAAUGACAGCAGACAACUUUUAGCUGCAGCCAUGUUAGAGUCAAAACAAGGAAUCGGAUAUGAAUGCAGUUUUUAA